GAAGCGGCGGCCGCUAUGGCCUGCCUCACGAAGCCGGGCCAGGAGAAGGCGGAGGAGAUUGAAAAACAGAAGCAGGAGCUGACUGAUUUGAAACAGCAAGUGCAAAAUGAUAAGAAGAUGGUGAAUGAACUUUUUUCUUUGUCCUUAGGCGCUACCACUAUUGUUGAUGGGCUCAGCUUUCAGCAGUGGUGGGACCAUCUUGGAGCUGGCUUUGGCUUUAAAAACAACUGGAAGAGAAAUGUCAGAAAAAAACUAAGAGAAAUUGGGCAAAUUAAAUUAGAACUGAAAUUAAUAAGGGAGUUCUAUAGGGGACAAGCGGCUAUUGAGGAAGAGCUGGAAGAUAUAAGUUUAAAGUAUAGCGGUUUCAAACAUGGACAUCAGGAAGUGUUUGUGAGAUUGGAGAGGAGGUUGCUUGAAGAAAAGAAAAGACUGGAAGAAAAAGUUGAGAAAAAGCAAACAAUGAUGGCAGAGACUGCCCAGCUAGAAGCAAAGCUGCACCAGACCAGCGCUGAGAGAGAGGUAUUUAAGGUGGAUGUUUGUCUUCACAGUGGAUUUGCUUACCAGCUGAAAGGAACAGUGGAAUUGGAGAAAAGCAAACAGAAGUUAGAAGAGGACAAAAGUCUUCCGUUACGGGAGAAGAUUUCUGCUCUGGAAACCACUGAGGCUUUGGUUCAAAAAACGAUCCUACAGAUCAGUUGUCAGAAAGCAUAGAUUGGAGAUCUACAGAGUAAAGUAGAAAAGCUGGAGAGGGACUUAUGUCAUGUGACCACAGAAUCUGAGGUAGAGACUCAGAAAAUACAGCAUCAGGCACUGAUACAAAACCAGGCAAGUAUGGUCGAGAUCAAGAAGCUGCAGCAACUACUAGUAAUGAAAGAUCAGGAGAUGAACCAAGUGAAGGAACUAGCCCAGAAUAUCUUAAAUGAGAGGACCACUGUGGAAAGGUUCUUCCUAGAUGCUCUGGAACAUGUGAAGCAGGAGAUCAUAUCCAGUAUAAGAAAUAUAUAUAUCCAGCAGUAUAAGAAAAAGGCCCAAAGUGCCUAUUACAGAAAAAUGAUGGAGGCAUGUGCAGGGAAGGAAGAAUUUCCCAAAAUCAAAACAUUCAAAAGCAACAUAAAUAGCACAAACUGUGUGUACAGAGACCUAGAAGAAGAAAAUAAAUGGUACUGGGAAAAAAUGCAGUUUGAAAAAGUGGGUAUCAGUGAGUUGACAUGGGGGCAAAAAGAACAUGUUCUAUGAUUGCUUUUUGCCAAAAUGAAUGGCACAAAUCCAUGGCAGUACAGCUGAGUUUUGCCUACUUCAGCUCCAGCUGCUGCUGAUACUAAAGAAGAAAGCAAAACUGGGUAAGAUACUAAAUUAUUCCACACUAACAUCACCUCAGUCUUGGUUAUAUAUAAAUGGAUGCAAUUGUCUCUGUCAUUCUUCCCACUUUAGAGUACUUUGGUUUGUCUGAAGAUAUACAUUAGUGUAUCUAUAUACACAUAAAUGUGUGUGUGACAAGAAAAAGGAAUUUUUUAUUUAGUUUGAACUUUCUGGUCAUACUCAUCUUUUAGCAGCAGGCAUUUAGACUAAGCUGUCAUAAAAAAAAGGUCUUUGCCUUCUUAAAGCCUCCUCUUACUGAAAAGCAGCUUUAUUAUUUUUGGAGGGUUCUCUUGUUAAAUGCCAUGAUCAUACAAAGAGACACAUUUUCAGCUAACAGAGUUUCGAUUAAAAGGCAAAAUCUAUUAAGCUGAUGGGGGGGGGUUCAGCAUAGCAUCACUUAGAAUAGACCAGGAUGAAGAUUCAUAUGCCUGAUUUUCCAAUACAGACUCAGAUACAAAUAUAUAGCUAAUUAUAAGGCAAGCAAUAUUAACUUAACUGGAGGAGUUAGCAAGGAGUAGUUCUGGCAUGCCAUCAUGUCAGAUGUGGGGUAGUCAAGCACACAAAACAAAAUGUGAUACUCAGACAUCAAAUGACCAGCUAACUGUUCAUGAGCAGGAGCCCUAGAGGGACGUGUAUGGAAAGAUGAGACACCUCUUUGGAGAGGCAGACCGCCACCUCCAGAAACAGGAGUGGAAGUGAGUUGUAGCCUUUUUUGCAGAAACAGGUUAAAAAAAAACAGAAUUGGAUGUCACAGGGCCAAAUUCUGAAA
Pezoporus occidentalis (night parrot) is the source of this 2128-nucleotide messenger RNA. RefSeq names its product basal body orientation factor 1 (gene BBOF1). The transcript has 11 exons. NCBI's taxonomy places the organism in Eukaryota, Metazoa, Chordata, Aves, Psittaciformes, Psittacidae. The record is from RefSeq and is a predicted model, not a curated record.